Messenger RNA from Xenia sp. Carnegie-2017, 1072 nucleotides. Its product is annotated as cell growth regulator with RING finger domain protein 1-like. Lineage: Eukaryota; Metazoa; Cnidaria; Anthozoa; Malacalcyonacea; Xeniidae. The transcript has 6 exons. Gene Ontology annotation, biological process: negative regulation of cell growth. The record is from RefSeq and is a predicted model, not a curated record. Bases 2 to 931 code for a protein of 309 amino acids.
CAUGGCGGACAUAGUUACAGGGAUAGCAGCAUCAGUAAUAAUAAUGGCCUUUACUGUUCUUUUCUUGUUUAUAAGACACCUUGGCAUAUUAGAAAUGGAAGCAGCGAUGAUUCCACAGGAACAAAGACAGAAUCCCGAACCACAACCGAUGGUUGAAGUUAAAAACCCAUUUAAAAUGACCGUCUCUCGUUCAUUAACUCCUGGUUUCAUAGAUGUAUUCAUUGAGAGCUUAUACUCUUGUGUCGUCUCUUGCUACUGGAAAGUAAAAAAGGAUUAUUUGUAUGACAAAUUGCACGGAAGAAAUUACCAUGAAGGCAUAAAGAGCUUAAACCUCGAAGAAAACUGUGACUUUGUGAUGAAGAAAGACUUUAUUAAUGAUAGCUGUGAUAAAACUUUGUCUUACAAUGUGUCCGAGAAGACAGAGAACACAGAUAUGGAUAUUUACGAUGUUGUUGUGAGCGUGGAACUUACUGAUGACCUUCAGCAGUUACCUCCAUCAAACAUUACUGCAAUGUUAAUUGGUAUUGAGUUGAAGAGAACAGAGGAAACUAUUAAACCAAAUGUUGUUCACCAAUACAUCCAUACAAAUAAUGGGAAAGUUUACAAGCUUAAGAAAAUGUACCUGGAAGAAUCAAGUUUAAAUAUGAGAAACAAUGAACAAGUCAUGAACAGUGAAGAUGCUGGCAACCUGUGUAUUGUGUGUCAGAUGUUACCCAUAACUCGUGCAAUUAUACCUUGCGGACAUGCCUGCCUUUGUUGUUUGUGUUAUAGCAAAAUCAACUGUUGCCCAAUGUGUCGUCAACCAAUCACAUCAUCGUUUAAAAUAAGAGAUGAACCAAACUUUAAUUUUGAAAAUGAACAUAAAUUUAGUGAGAUAUUACAUCAUAUGAAUCCAAUGGAAAUCAUAAGAGGAAUAUAUAAUGCAGGCUAAUCUUACAAGAGAAGUAAAUGGGAAAUUAAAUUGUAAAUAUUACUAUUUUGAUAUUUAACAUCUUAAUAGCUCAAAAAUUGUCAAGUUUAUGUCCAAUAAUUAGUCAACUAAAGGCAAAAAAAUAAAGUUAUCAACUGUUGA